Messenger RNA from Penicillium malachiteum, 2748 nucleotides. RefSeq names its product GPI-anchored transamidase subunit GAA1. Gene Ontology annotation, biological process: attachment of GPI anchor to protein. Gene Ontology annotation, cellular component: membrane; GPI-anchor transamidase complex. Gene Ontology annotation, molecular function: serine-type endopeptidase activity. The transcript has 8 exons. NCBI's taxonomy places the organism in Eukaryota, Fungi, Ascomycota, Eurotiomycetes, Eurotiales, Aspergillaceae. The coding region runs from base 1 to 2748 and encodes 915 amino acids. The record is from RefSeq and is a predicted model, not a curated record.
AUGGCAACUCCGGCCGCUUUACCACCACUUCCUUUCAAUCCUAGACAGGUACGAUCGUACUUGUUGCGCCUGCCGUUAUUCACACGAUUGGUACUGCUAGUGAUCCUGGCAUUCUGGUUGCUUGAACUGCAGGCUAUGUGGAAUGUGGUGCAAUGGGGCUCAUUGACCCCCGAUGAGUGUAAUCUGGGAACCAUGUACCGAUUGAACACCUUUCCCCUUAUCCAUACGGGAUUCUUCCACGCGCUACUGAAUGCGAUGGCUCUGACACCGCUUCUGGAGAGAUUUGAGGCUGAACAUGGCACUCUCACCUCAAUUGCCUUGUUUAUUGGACGUAUGAUACUUGGGUAUACUUCUAUUCUGAUGGACUUUCAACUGAUGCUUGUUUUAGCCCUCUCAACUUUCCCAGCUGGUCUUUAUCUCCUAAUCGAGAAAGUGAUCUUGCAUAGUAAUACCCCAGUGGUAGGCGCGAGCGUUGGCCCGUAUAAGAUCCCUACCUGGACUUCACCUCUGUUUGCAUGUGUCGUGCUGUCUAUCCUUGUGUCCAACGUGAGCUUCCUGGGUCAUAUGUGCGCGAUUCUUGUCGGCUAUAUUUUUGGCCUUGGCUAUCUCAAGUUCCUUGUUCCCCCAGAGAAGGUCCUGCGCUGGAUCGAGGGCAAGCUCAACCUCUUGGGCCGCCUGCCUCAUUAUGUCUCUGUGGACCAAAAGACGUAUGGUCGGUAUGGUGUCCUCCCAUCUACCAACCCAUCUAACGGAAACCAAACCCCCCAUGAGCUACUUGGGCUCGACCCAGCGCUUGGGCUCCGAAUAAGCCUGGGCUCGCAUAAUGUCCAUGUAUCAACCUGCCUCUCUGCGAUCCGCAAUCUGCGGAAUAACCCUCAAAUCCUCUUCAUCCGUCUCCCGAACCUCCUGUCGCUUCUAUGUAUCGUUGUGGGAGUGGUCUGGCUCCUACUCCUCCCCUUGAAUGAAUACUCUCGUCACACCUACAUCUCCGAGAACGCACUCCUUCCAGGCCAGGUUCAUGCCUAUUUCAGCGGAAGUGAGCAGCAUAUCUUCCGAGGAUACAAGCAAGAAUUCGAAGGACUCUUGAAUGAAGGACAGAACGGUGUCGAGGCGCGCGACCAAGCGGAAUUAACUCCAGCCAUUUCUACGAAGAUUGGCUCUAUUCUGGAGGCUGCUGGACUCAAAGUUGCGACCCAGAAGUACGAGUACACAUCAGCUGGUAUCACCCACCACGGCGAAAACACCUAUGGAAUUAUCCAUGCACCACGAGGUGAUGCGACCGAGGCAAUUGUGUUGGUGGCUUCGUGGAGAACAGCGAAUGACGAGUUGAACUUGAAUGGUGUCACUCUGGCCUUGACGUUGGCCAGAUACUUCAAACGCUGGUCACUUUGGUCCAAAGAUAUUAUAUUCCUCUUUACUCCCGAUAGUAAAUCCGGCACUCAGGCCUGGAUUGACGCCUACCAUGAUCUCCACCCUGCAUCUGUACAGCCUCUGGCACUGAAGAGUGGCGCAUUACAAGGCGCCCUGGUAAUUGAAUAUCCAUUUGAGCAUCGAUUUAAGAGCUUGCACAUUGUUUACGAUGGUGUCAAUGGUCAAUUGCCGAACUUGGACUUGUUCAACACUGCGGUGGCCAUUGCAGGCGGCCAAAUGGGAUUCGGAUCCAAUUUGCAGGAGAUGUGGGAGCAUGACGACAGCUACGAGGCGCGUCUGCAGACAAUCUUGCGCGGCAUGGCCAAACAGGGUCUGGGAUAUGCCACUGGAGCCCACAGUAGCUUCAUGCCAUAUCAUAUCGAUGCGAUCACUCUACAACCUACCGGUGAAGGAUGGGAAGAUGAGAUGGCAUUGGGACGGACCAUCGAAAGUCUUUGUCGUAGCUUGAACAAUCUCCUCGAGCAUCUCCACCAGAGCUUCUUCUUCUACUUGCUUAUGCAGUCUAAUCGGUUUGUUAGCAUUGGAACUUAUCUCCCCAGUGCUAUGCUCAUCGCUGGCAACUUUACCAUCAUGGCGAUUGCUCUGUGGAUGCGAACUGGUUAUCAUGCAGAUGCCCUGUCUACCAAGACCACAGAGGCUGAUAAGCCUAAGGAGAAGAGUUCAGAGAAGAGCUCAGAUGCUGGGGAGUCUGAAGAGAAGAAGAAGCCAGCCGAGACCACUGGCCCUGCGGUUGCAGAGCGCCUUCUAGCUUUGCCUCUUACCCUUGUCACUGGUCUUCAUUUGCUUGGACUGGUUCCACUUUGGUUAUUCAAUACUCUUCCACACCAGUUUUUCACACUGGCUACUUAUGCCUUCGUCGCUGUGGACAUCGUUCUACCCUUACUCUUGGCUGCCCUUCUCGCCAAUGGCUCGGGUCUGACCACUGCCCUUGUGCCACAACAGUAUUUACUGAUCAAGUCCUUUGCACUUCUCCUAUUGGGAUUAGCUCUGUCGACUCUAGCUACACUCAACUUCUCCCUUUCUUUCAUGAUUGGCCUUCUCUGCGCCCCUCUCAGUUUCGUUAACCGCUCGCAUUGCCCUUCCGCACCAAAAAGACGUGCAUGUGCAGGCUUGGGACUUGUGUUACUCAAUCUUCUUUCCCCACCCACUGUUUUGAUGGGUGUCUGCUGGUAUACCGGCGUCUCUGUGGAGACUGUACUCACCCAGGCGGCAUUCGGUUGGGAUGUCUGGGGCAUGUGGACACAAGUUGUGAUAUGGUGUGUUUGGUGGCCAGCCUGGCUAAUUGGAUGUGUCCUGUUAGGCGCAUCGAUCUUUUAG